AUGGCCGCUACCUUCCCCCAGCUCCUCAAGCGCUCUGCGUUUGCGGCGCACGACCCCGUCAUCACCCGUGUGUAUGCGUCCAACCCCCGCUCGAUCAACGCCUACAACGACUGGGGUCUCAAGUUCCCCGUCCACCGCGCAAAGGGCUCGCGCUUCCUCAAGGUUAGGCAGCUGGACGCCGGACCCGGUGUCGAUGCUCCCUGGGAGAGCGCAGAGAAGGAGGCGCGCUUCAUGGACACCUGGGGCGACGGCUCCGUCCCAUGGAAGGCGCCCAUAGCCAACAGGAUGCCCCAGCGCGCUGGUCUCAGCCUCCACUCGGGUAUCAACUCGCAGUUCUACGAGCAGGACCACUCGCAUACCACCCAGCAUAUCCCCAACGUCGAGGCCAUGUCCGAGGCCGAGUUUGAGACGUACCUCAAGCACGUCCGUGAACACCGCAAGGAGUUUGCCCAGUCGAUCUUUACCGAAGGUGCCCGUGGCGAGUCUGCCCCUGCUCAUGAGCGCACUCUGGCCCACGCCGCGACCCACCAGUACCUCCGCGAAGACGACUCUGCCGAGUUCCAGGUCAAGCUCGCCGCCCGUGAGCUUGCUGACCGGGAUUCCAAGCGCAUCGUCUCGGACCGCCACGCCGUGUCUGGUCUCCGCUACGCUGCGCCCUUGUCCGGCAAGAGCGGCCACAGCAUUGCGCCCGCGCACCCCGGUCGUGUCCUCGACCGCGUCACCCGCAUUGGCGGCACCCAGGCCGAAGGCACCAACGCCAAGUGGGUCGUUGGUCUUGGUGGUCUCACCACGGUCGCUCCCAGCGGCGUCGCCCGCACCUCGGACAAGGCCACCCUCGGCCAGUUUGACUACACCCGUGCCCGCCCCGACGUUGGCAUCUCCGACUUCAACGUCGAGAACGCAGUCCUCACGCAUGCGCCUCGCGUUCUCGGCCUGGGAUCCAAGUCGGACGGCGGCCAGCGCUGGUUGAAGAAGAAGUACUCGGGCGCUCGCAGGCCAGGCCCCCUCACGUCCAUGUCGUUCAACAUUGACGUUGUCGAGGACACCGACGUUGAGCUCGGUACCCCAGCGUAUGUCGCCCGUGAGGUUAAACGGCCAGGGCCCUUGGUCAGCGAGGCCAGCAUGGGUGUCCUCACCGGCAUGGGUGGACCCAAGGCCGACCGUGUUCGCAGGACGAAGACGACCAGGGUCGUCCACUCGACAGCCAUCAAGACCGUGCUGGCAAAGAUUGCCGUUCCGUCGCCCGAGUCAAGCAGUAGUUGA
Molecule: messenger RNA, 1263 nt
Organism: Apiotrichum porosum
Lineage: Eukaryota; Fungi; Basidiomycota; Tremellomycetes; Trichosporonales; Trichosporonaceae
Exons: 1
Coding region: 1-1263 (420 amino acids)
Source: RefSeq, a predicted model, not a curated record